AGGGAUACAGCAGCAACCUCAGAUCCUACCCUCAGGGAGCUGACAGGGCCGGAUGAACAAGUGUGUCAGUGAAUUAAAAGGCACAGGAGGCUGGGCACGGUGGCUCACGCCUGUAAACUUUUGGAGGCCGAGUUGGGAGGAUCGCUUGAGCCCAGGAGUUCGACACCAGCCUGGGUAACAUAGAACUCCGUCUCUAAGAAAGAAAAAAAAAAACCCUUCCCAGCUGGCUUCCCUGAGGAACGUGGUGUCCCAGGGAGCUGGAUGGAUGAGGAGCAGCCGGCCGGUGAGUGGUGGGGGCCCGCGUUCCUAUCUCGGAGCUGAAGAAGCGUGGAAGAUGAUCUGGCCCAACAUCCCUUUGUUCUCAGAGGAAGGACCCUCCAAGACCGGGGAGGGGCCUGUGCGUGGAUUCCGGUCCGAAACGUGUCUGGGCUGCUGCGAGAGGCAGCCGGUGAAGGAAAGAAGGGGGCAUCCGGAGAGUGGCCCGGGAGGCCAGGCGAUGGUGAGGAGGGCGCCCCCUCUCCACCAAUCCAAAUCCUCCCCAUUCAUGCGGGCAGGGGACAGACCCUCCCCCGCCCAUCCUAGACUGGAAAGUGAACAUUCUCUGCGCCUCUCCCACCUACAGACUAGUUACGGCCCCCAGUUCCCGUGUCGGCUUCACCACUGACUCGGAUUGGGAUCUACCUUUCUCUGAGCCUCGCUUUUCCCAUCUGAAAAAUGGAACUUCCGAUCCCGCACUCCCAUCUCACUCUGACCCCAGGACUUUGGGAUACUUAGAGAUUGGCUUUUGGUGGGGCGGCGACAGGACUGUGGCCAUGAAGGCCAGGGAGUCUGGGUCCCCAACUCGGUCCCAUUCCCUAGGGAGAUUCGGGCAGCAACGGGCCCCACAAUGCUCUUGAGAACUACACUUCCCCGAUAUGCAAAGGGGAGGAGGCGGUUCCCGCUAGUCUCCGACGACGUGGGCCUGAGCCGGCCUGGGGACUACGACUCCCGGCGCGCUCCGCAGUCCAAAGCCGGAAAAGCGUGAAUCCGGAACCGGAUGUGGCUUGCGGCUCCGGUGACUGAACGCGCGGGGAAAUGGCCACGGGGACAGACCAGGUGGUGGGACUCGGCCUCGUCGCCGUUAGCCUGAUCAUCUUCACCUACUACACUGCCUGGGUGAUUCUCUUGCCAUUCAUCGACAGUGAGCAUGUCAUCCACAAGUAUUUCCUGCCCCGAGCCUAUGCUGUCGCCAUCCCACUGGCUGCAGGCCUCCUACUGCUCCUGUUUGUGGGACUGUUCAUCACCUACAUGAUGCUGAAGAGCGAGAGGGUGACCAAGAAGGCUCAGUGAAGGUCCCGCGGGGAUGAGGCUGCCAGCCCCUUCUCUGCUUCCCCUCCAGCACAGGGACCAAGUAGGGGAGCCUGCAGAACCUGUCCAGGCACAGUGGCGCCUCAAGCCUGCCUGUCCUGCAGAGUCCCCAUGACAUAGAGCUUACCCCUGCCUGACCGGAGCCCCCUCCCUGACUCCCACUUCCGGAAGCUAGGAGGGAGGAAUACCUGGAAGACUCCAGUCACCCCCUUCUUGCUCAGGGCCUAAAAGAUGCUGGUCUCCCAACCUCACUCUCAGACUCCCUGCCACCUUUUUCCCCGGGUUCUGCCAUGUUGCCUCACUUCCCCUCCUGUCACAUGCUGACAUUGGACUUAGCGGGUUCUAAGGCCGCAUGUGUGACCUCUCUGACCUCUCUCCACAAGUCCUGCUCCUCCAGCAAGGCAGCUUUCCUUAGCCUGACACAGCCCAAGACCCCACAAAGCCUUCUGGACCUGGAACACCUGGGGAAGGACUGACAGACCCCAGGACCAGCCCUGGGGCUCAGGGCAUAGUAGCUGCUGACCGAUGACUCCUCAUGGAGGCCCAGCCCCAAAGCCCCAGGGCUGGCCUGUUUGGGAGAGCUGACCAAUAAACACUGAUAAUGUGUUUGU
Molecule: messenger RNA, 1958 nt
Organism: Mandrillus leucophaeus (drill)
Lineage: Eukaryota; Metazoa; Chordata; Mammalia; Primates; Cercopithecidae
Gene: DPM2
Product: dolichyl-phosphate mannosyltransferase polypeptide 2, regulatory subunit
Exons: 4
Coding region: 1075-1329 (84 amino acids)
Biological process (GO): GPI anchor biosynthetic process
Cellular component (GO): dolichol-phosphate-mannose synthase complex; endoplasmic reticulum membrane
Molecular function (GO): enzyme regulator activity
Source: RefSeq, a predicted model, not a curated record